Candida tropicalis MYA-3404 is the source of this 1176-nucleotide messenger RNA. It is a transcript of the gene GPD1, whose product is annotated as glycerol-3-phosphate dehydrogenase (NAD(+)). The coding region runs from base 1 to 1176 and encodes 391 amino acids. The transcript has a single exon. Gene Ontology annotation, molecular function: NAD binding; glycerol-3-phosphate dehydrogenase [NAD(P)+] activity; protein homodimerization activity. Gene Ontology annotation, cellular component: glycerol-3-phosphate dehydrogenase (FAD) complex; nucleus; cytosol. The record is from RefSeq and is a predicted model, not a curated record. Gene Ontology annotation, biological process: carbohydrate metabolic process; glycerol-3-phosphate catabolic process. Lineage: Eukaryota; Fungi; Ascomycota; Pichiomycetes; Serinales; Debaryomycetaceae.
AUGUGUACUUCAGCCAAUAAUAGAUUAGAUCAAUUAACUCAGAUCUUACAUCCUCACAAUAUUUUAAACCCAACCAAUGCUUCCCAUCCAGAAUCAUCUUUAAAACCAGAACAUCCGUUUAAAAUCGCUGUCAUUGGUUCUGGUAACUGGGGUACUACCAUUUCUAAAAUCAUUUGUGAAAAUGUAGCUGCUAGACCUCAUUUAUUCUCCCAUUUUGUUAAUAUGUGGGUAUUUGAAGAGAAAAUCGAUGGUACCAACUUGACUGAAAUUAUAAAUACAAGACAUGAAAAUAUUAAAUAUUUACCUGGUGUUAAAUUACCUAAAAAUUUAGUUGCUGUCCCAGAUAUUGUUAAAGCUGUUCAUGGUGCCGAUUUAAUUGUAUUUAAUUUACCUCAUCAAUUCUUACCAAGAAUCUUAAAUCAAUUAAAAGGUCACGUUCCAAAAACAACAAGAGCCAUUUCUUGUUUGAAAGGUUUAGAAGUUACUCCUGAUGGUUGUAAAUUAUUAGCUACCGUUAUUUCCGAAGAAUUGGGUAUUCCUUGUGGUGCUUUAUCCGGUGCUAAUUUAGCUCCUGAAAUUGCUAGAGGUAAUUGGUCAGAAACUACUAUUGCUUAUAAAAUCCCUGCUGAUUAUAGAGGUCCAGGUAAAGAUAUUGAUAAAUUAGUUUUAAAAGCUUUAUUCCAUAGACCUUACUUCCAUGUUAAUGUCAUUGAUGAUGUUACUGGUGUCUCAAUUGCUGGUGCUUUGAAAAACGUUGUUGCUUUAGCUGUUGGUUUUGUUGAAGGUUUAGGUUGGGGUGAUAAUGCAAAAGCUGCAGUUAUGAGAGUUGGUUUAUUGGAAACUAUUAAAUUCGCUCAAAGUUUCUUUGAUGAUUCUGAAAUUGAUACUUUUACUGGUGAAUCUGCUGGUGUUGCCGAUUUAAUCACCACUUGUUCAGGUGGUAGAAAUGUUAAAGUUGGUAGAUAUAUGGCUGAAACUGGUUGUUCUGCUGAAGAAGCUGAAAAGAAAUUAUUAAAUGGUCAAAGCUCUCAAGGUAUUGUUACUACCAAAGAAGUUCAUGAAUUUUUAUCAAAUGUUAAUAAAUUGGAAGAAUUCCCAUUAUUUGAAGCUGUUUAUCAAAUCACUUUUGGUUCUGAAUCAAUUGAAAACUUGCCUUUCUUAUUGAACAACCCAUAA